UCUCCCAGAAAUGCACUGCAUUUGCACUUCUAGCUCCUCUAAACUCCAUAUAAAUAAUAAACAACAUCUGGGUUUUGGCUCUUGUUGUUGCUAAACUAGCAACUGUUUUCUUCUAACCUAGCUCGUCCAUGGAGGGCGCCGACCACUAUAGAGCCAGUAACAGCUUCAAGAGAAACUCUUUUAUAUGGAGAAACAAUAGUUUUCAAAACUCUUUUGUAUGGAGAACAGAUACUUGUGAAGCUUUCUCUAAGUCUUGUAGAGAAGAAGAUGAUGAGGAAGCUCUCAAAUGGGCUGCUCUUGAAAAGCUGCCAACUUAUGAUCGUCUGAGGAAAGGUAUAUUGGUUAGUGUAUCAAAAGGUGGAGCUAAUGAAAUUGAUGUGGAUGCUCUUGGUUUCCAUGAUAGACAGCGUUUGCUGGAGAGGUUGGUUAAAGUUGCUGAAGAGGAUAAUGAGAAGUUCUUGUUGAAGCUCAGGAGGAGAAUUGAUAGGGUUGGAAUUGAACUCCCAAAAGUCGAAGUUCGAUUUGAGAAUCUAAAUGUCGAAGCAGAAGCUUUUGUAGGAAACAGAGCUUUACCUACAUUCGUCAACUUCUGCGUUAACAUAAUAGAGGGUUGUUUGAACUCUCUUCAUAUCCUUCCAAGUAGAAAGAAACCAUUAACUAUCCUUAAGGAUGUUAGUGGAGUCAUCAAGCCAUCAAGAAUGACUUUACUUUUGGGUCCUCCAAGUUCUGGAAAGACCACCCUUUUGCUGGCAUUGGCUGGAAAGCUUGAUCCUGAUUUGAAGUUGUCUGGUAGUGUGACUUACAAUGGACAUGGGAUAAAUGAAUUUAUACCACAGAAGACGGCUGCCUAUAUUAGUCAACAUGAUCUUCAUAUAGGAGAAAUGACUGUGAGGGAAACUUUGGCAUUUUCUGCCAGAUGCCAAGGGGUUGGAUGGCAACAUGAGAUGCUGGCUGAGUUAUCUAGAAGAGAGAAAGCAUCAAACAUUAAACCUGAUCCAGAUAUUGAUGUUUUCAUGAAGGCUGCAGCUAUAGAAGGACAAGAGUCUAGUGUGGUCACAGAUUAUAUUUUGAAGAUUUUAGGAUUAGAAGUCUGUGCAGAUACCAUGGUAGGAGAUGACAUGUUGAGGGGUAUCUCUGGAGGACAAAGGAAGCGUGUUACAACAGGUGAAAUGCUCGUUGGUCCAUCAAAGGCACUUUUUAUGGAUGAGAUCUCUACUGGCUUGGACAGUUCAACAACUUUCCAGAUUGUGAACUCACUGAGGCAAACCGUUCACAUUCUUAAUGGAACUGCUGUCAUUUCUCUCCUUCAGCCAGCACCAGAGACUUAUGACCUAUUUGAUGACAUUAUUCUGCUAUCGGAUGGCCAGAUUGUGUACCAGGGUCCUCGUGAAGAUGUGCUUGGCUUUUUCGAGCACAUGGGAUUCAAGUGUCCUGAAAGAAAAGGUGUAGCUGAUUUCUUGCAAGAAGUGACAUCAAGGAAAGAUCAGAAGCAGUACUGGGCACAUAAAGAUCAGCCUUACAGUUUUGUCACAGUCCAGGAGUUUGUUGAGGCAUUUCAAUCAUAUGCUGUGGGUCGAAGAAUUGGACAGGAGCUUUCUACCCCAUUUGAUAAAUCCAAGAGCCACCCAGCUGCUUUGGCAACUGGAAAGUAUGGUGUUGGAAAAAUGGAACUACUUAAAGCUUGCUUGUCAAGAGAGUAUUUGCUUAUGAAGAGGAACUCAUUUGUCUAUUUUUUCAAGCUCUUCCAACUUUCACUGAUGGGAAUCAUUGCUAUGACACUUUUCCUGCGAACUAAUAUGCAUCGAAAUGAUCUCAAUGGUGGAGGAAUUUAUUUGGGUGCUUUAUUCUUUACUGUGAUCAUGAUCAUGUUCAAUGGUAUGUCAGAGCUAUCUAUGACUGUUGCAAAGCUUCCAGUGUUUUACAAGCAAAGGGACCUCCUAUUCUAUCCUUCAUGGGCAUAUUCUCUUCCUACAUGGAUUCUUAAAAUUCCUAUUACAUUUUUUGAAGUUGCUGUUUGGGUGUUACUCACUUAUUACCCUAUUGGAUUUGAUCCUAAUGUUGUAAGGUUGCUCAAGCAGUACAUUCUACUCUUAUUUGUUAACCAGAUGGCCUCUGCACUAUUCCGAUUCAUUGCUGCAGCUGGAAGGAAUAUGAUUGUAGCUAACACAUUCGGGUCAUUUGCACUACUUAUAAUUUUUGCAUUAGGUGGCGUGAUCCUGUCACGAGAUGACAUUAAGAAAUGGUGGAUAUGGGGCUACUGGAUAUCACCAAUGAUGUAUGGGCAGAAUGCAAUAGUCGCAAAUGAGUUUCUAGGAAAAAGCUGGAGUCACAUUCCACCAAACUCAACAGAAUCAUUGGGAGUUCAAGUGUUGAAAAGUCGUGGUUUCUUUCCUCAAGCACAUUGGUUUUGGUUAGGAGUAGGUGCAUUGGCUGGAUUCAUAAUAGUAUUCAACAUAUGUUUCACUCUUGCUCUCACUUACCUUAACCCAUUUGAUAAGCCACAGGCUGUUAUAUCUGAUGAGCCUGAACACAGUGAGAGAACCAACACAGAGGAUGGAACAAGUGGGAUUAAUGAGGCAAAACAUAAGAAAAAAGGAAUGGUUCUUCCAUUUGAGCCACAUUCCAUCACGUUUGAUAAUGUUAUAUACUCCGUUGACAUGCCCCAGGAAAUGAAAAAUCAGGGAGUUCUCGAUGAUAAGUUGGUGCUUUUGAAGGGUGUAAGUGGUGCUUUCAGGCCAGGUGUUCUCACAGCUUUAAUGGGUGUUAGUGGUGCUGGUAAAACCACUCUGAUGGAUGUGCUGGCGGGCAGAAAAACAGGUGGAUAUAUUGAGGGGGACAUCAGAAUUUCUGGGUAUCCAAAGAAGCAAGAAACCUUUGCUAGAAUUUCAGGAUACUGUGAGCAAAAUGACAUCCAUUCUCCACAUGUUACAGUCUAUGAGUCCUUACUGUACUCAGCUUGGCUUCGUCUACCCAAAGAAGUCAACUCUGAAACCAGAAAGAUGUUCGUUGAAGAAGUCAUGGAGCUUGUGGAGCUGAAUCCACUAAGGCAAGCACUAGUCGGGUUGCCUGGGGUGAACGGUCUGUCUACUGAACAGCGGAAGCGGCUAACCAUUGCAGUUGAACUAGUAGCAAACCCCUCUAUAAUAUUCAUGGACGAGCCAACUUCAGGACUAGAUGCAAGAGCUGCUGCAAUUGUGAUGAGAACAGUUAGAAACACUGUGGACACAGGUAGAACUGUUGUGUGCACCAUCCAUCAGCCAAGCAUUGACAUAUUUGAAGCUUUUGAUGAGCUAUUCCUUAUGAAGCGAGGAGGAGAAGAGAUUUAUGUAGGGCCAUUGGGUCGGCAGUCAGGCCAUCUAAUUAACUACUUUGAGGAAAUCGAAGGAGUGGAAAAAAUUCAAGAUGGUUAUAAUCCAGCAACCUGGAUGUUGGAAGUUUCCAGUUCUGCACAAGAGUUGUCUUUAGGGGUUGAUUUUGCUGCCAUUUACAAGAAUUCAGAACUUUACCGGAGAAACAAAGCAACUAUUGAGGAAUUAAGCAGACCAGCUCCUGGCUCUAAGGACCUCUAUUUCCCUACACAGUACUCACAGUCAUUUUUCACCCAAUGUAUAGCUUGUUUAUGGAAGCAACGUUUGUCUUACUGGCGAAAUCCGCCAUAUACUGCCGUAAGAUUUCUGUUCACGACCAUUAUAGCAAUGAUGUUCGGAACAAUGUUCUGGGGUCUUGGCUCCAAAACGUCAAAGGAGCAAGACAUUUUCAACUCUGCUGGUUCAAUGUAUGCAGCAGUGCAAUUCCUUGGGGUUCAAAAUGCAGGCUCUGUGCAGCCAGUAGUCGCGGUUGAAAGAACUGUCUUCUAUAGAGAAAGGGCUGCAGGAAUGUAUUCACCUUUGCCCUAUGCAUAUGCACAGGUCCUGGUUGAGCUUCCAUACAUUUUUGUUCAAGCUGUUGUCUAUGGUCUUAUGACAUACGCCAUGAUCGGAUACGAAUGGACUGCUGUUAAGUUCCUGUGGUAUAUAUUCUUCAUGUACUUCACACUACUGUACUUCACCUACUACGGAAUGAUGUCUGUCGCCGCUACGCCAAACUACCACAUUGCAUCCAUAAGUUCUUCAGCAUUUUACACAAUAUGGAACCUCUUUUCAGGAUUCAUCAUACCUCGAACUAGGAUGCCGGUGUGGUGGAGAUGGUACUACUGGUUAAAUCCGGUGUCGUGGACAUUGUACGGAUUGAUUACAUCUCAAUUUGGUGACAUGAAGCAUAUACUUGAAGGAGGGCAAACAGUGGGAGAAUUUGUGAGAGAUUAUUAUGGCAUCAACCAUCAUUUUAUUGGAGUGGUUGCAGCUGUGGUUCUUGGGUUUACACUUCUCUUUGCUUUUAUUUUUGCUAUUUCUAUUAGGUUCUUUAAUUUCCAGAGGAGAUAAAGAGAUCUUCUUUUAUCUAGGCUAUUGUAAGGAAGUAUUAGUAACCAAGAUGCCAAAAUGUUGAACUUUUGUUUUUUAUUUACGGAUAUUCUCCGGUUAGCUUUCAUGCAUUGAGACUAAGCGCUUUAUCUAAGCGAUUUUAAGAUUUACUUCCCUAUAUCAGUAUGUGCAUAUAAAUAAGAGAUUCAUAUUUUCAUCUC
This is a messenger RNA of Manihot esculenta (cassava), 4621 nucleotides long. RefSeq names its product pleiotropic drug resistance protein 1. Gene Ontology annotation, molecular function: ATP hydrolysis activity; ABC-type transporter activity; ATP binding. Gene Ontology annotation, cellular component: membrane. Lineage: Eukaryota; Viridiplantae; Streptophyta; Magnoliopsida; Malpighiales; Euphorbiaceae. The coding region runs from base 129 to 4421 and encodes 1430 amino acids. The transcript has 24 exons. The record is from RefSeq and is a predicted model, not a curated record.